Belonocnema kinseyi is the source of this 1841-nucleotide messenger RNA. It is a transcript of the gene Pgd, whose product is annotated as 6-phosphogluconate dehydrogenase, decarboxylating. NCBI's taxonomy places the organism in Eukaryota, Metazoa, Arthropoda, Insecta, Hymenoptera, Cynipidae. Gene Ontology annotation, biological process: pentose-phosphate shunt; pentose-phosphate shunt, oxidative branch. The record is from RefSeq and is a predicted model, not a curated record. Gene Ontology annotation, cellular component: cytosol. Gene Ontology annotation, molecular function: NADP binding; phosphogluconate dehydrogenase (decarboxylating) activity. The coding region runs from base 290 to 1738 and encodes 482 amino acids. The transcript is spliced from 5 exons.
UUUUCAAGACGUUAUCAAUAUCAGGCACGAAACUCAUGACUGAAACUGAAUAAUAUUAAGCGAGAUUGUCGUAUUGAUAAUGGAAAGUUUGACCUUGCAAGGUGUGCCAUUGGCUACUCCGAGGUCUGCUGACCGCAAGAGCAGUGACUGACGAUAGUGUGUAGUGUAGUACACUUCCGAAUCAAUUCAAAUACAAAGUUGACGUUGACGGCCACCUGUUGCUGAGACCGAGUUUAGACAUUUAUUAUUCCAAAAUUAUUAACACAUUUUCGAAAAAAUAGCAGACAUCAUGACUGAACCGUUGGCGGAUAUCGCUUUGAUCGGCUUGGCCGUUAUGGGCCAAAAUUUAAUUCUAAACAUGAAUGAUCAUGGCUUUGUGGUAUGUGCCUUUAAUCGAACAACGGAUAAGGUAAAAUCGUUUCUCGCGAAUGAAGCUAAGGGAACCAAGGUCAUUGGUGCCUUCAGUUUGGAGGAAAUGGUCAGCAAAUUAAAAAAACCACGAAGAGUAAUGUUACUGGUUAAGGCCGGUUCAGCUGUGGACGAUUUUAUCGCAAAAUUGGUCCCACUUUUAUCCGAAGGCGAUAUAAUCAUUGAUGGGGGAAAUUCCGAAUAUCAGGAUACACAGAGGCGAAGCGAGGAAUUAGAAAAGAAAGGAAUUUUAUUUGUUGGAAGUGGAGUCAGUGGGGGCGAAGAUGGAGCACGGCAUGGACCAUCCUUGAUGCCUGGAGGAAAUUCGAAAGCUUGGCCUCAUAUCAAACCCAUUUUCCAGUCGAUUUGCGCUAAAGCUGACGGGGAACCUUGUUGCGAUUGGGUCGGAGAAAAUGGAGCCGGACACUUUGUAAAAAUGGUUCACAAUGGAAUUGAGUACGGGGACAUGCAGUUAAUUUGUGAAGCCUAUCACAUAAUGCGAGAUGGUUUGGCUCUGAAACCCGAGGAGAUGAGCAAAACUUUUGAGGAGUGGAACAGAGGCGAGCUGGAUUCAUUCCUAAUCGAAAUUACCAGGGAUAUUCUAAAAUACAGGGAUGCAAAAGGCCAUCUUCUGGAAAGAAUUCGAGAUACUGCAGGUCAAAAGGGAACGGGAAAAUGGACUGCAAUUUCAGCUCUCGAUUACGGCGUUCCUGUCACUCUAAUUGGAGAAUCAGUUUUUGCGAGAUGUCUCUCGGCUUUAAAAACCGAGCGAGUGGAAGCAAGCUCGGUUUUAACUGGCCCGAAUGAUAUUUACAAGGGAGAUAAGAAAGUAUUUUUGGAACAUCUGGGGAAGGCCCUCUAUGCAUCGAAAAUAAUCUCCUACGCCCAAGGCUUUAUGCUUUUGAGGGAAGCUGCUAAGAUUCAUGGAUGGAAUUUGAAUUAUGGUGGAAUUGCUCUCAUGUGGAGAGGCGGCUGCAUUAUCAGAAGUGCCUUUUUGGGAAACAUCAAGCAAGCCUUCGACAAGAAUCCAAAACUGAUGAAUUUGCUGCUUGAUGAUUUCUUCGCGAAAGCAAUGAAAGAAUGCCAAGAAAGUGUCCGAGUUGUGGUAUCGAGUGCCGUGACUCUUGGCAUCCCAACGCCAGCAAUGUCGACUGCUCUUGCUUUUUACGACGGCUACAGAACAGCCCGACUUCCGGCUAAUUUGCUCCAGGCACAGCGUGACUACUUUGGGGCACACACUUAUGAACUUCUCGGCGAAGAGGGAAAAUUCGUCCACACUAACUGGACCGGCCACGGAGGCAAUGUUUCCGCUUCUACCUAUGAUGCCUAGAAUUUAAAUAAAUUUAUGAACUCGAAAUUUAAUCCAAGAUUGGAGCCAGCGAGGACCGUACUUUAAAUUAAAAUGGAUAGAAGAUUUUGGAAGAAAAAAAAAA